AAUAAGUUACAUAUCGAUUAUAAUCGAAUUUUGCGUCAUAGUAGUUGGGUUGCUGAUCUUGGUUUUUCUUUUUCGAGGACGCGAGCAAUCGUGAUUGAUUUUUAUUAAGCUGUCAAAAUGACGAAUUCAAAAGGGUACCGUAGAGGAACAAGAGAUUUGUUUUCUCGAAAGUUUCGCAAACAUGGAACAAUUCCACUGUCCACGUACAUGAAAGUAUACAAAGUUGGUGAUAUUGUUGAUAUUAAAGGUAAUGGAGCUGUGCAGAAAGGAAUGCCUUACAAAGUUUAUCAUGGGAAAACUGGACGGGUAUUUAAUGUAACCCCACAUGCUCUUGGAGUCAUCGUUAAUAAGAGAGUUCGUGGACGAAUUAUUGCCAAGAGGAUCAAUGUUCGCAUUGAACAUCUGACUCAUUCUAAAUGCAGAGAAGAUUUCUUAAAGAGAGUGAAGGAGAAUGAAAGACUUAGGAAGGAAGCUAAGGAAAAGAAAGUCAGAGUCCAACUGAAAAGACAGCCUGCUGAACCCAGAGGUGCACACAUUGUAUCAGGACGUGAAAAACCAGUUUCACUUGCACCUAUUCCUUAUGAAUUCAUUGCUUAAAUUUCAAUAAAAACGUCUUUAAAAACAA
Molecule: messenger RNA, 625 nt
Organism: Megachile rotundata (alfalfa leafcutting bee)
Lineage: Eukaryota; Metazoa; Arthropoda; Insecta; Hymenoptera; Megachilidae
Gene: RpL21
Product: ribosomal protein L21
Biological process (GO): translation
Cellular component (GO): ribosome
Molecular function (GO): structural constituent of ribosome
Source: RefSeq, a predicted model, not a curated record